GAUGGCAACAAGCAGUAUUUGCGGCAUUCUGGAUUCUGAGUUUAUCAAAAAUCCGAGUGCAAAAAUUGAAGUUGCAGUUGGUCGUCCUGCCCUUCUUGAAUGUGAACCGCCUAAAGGAAAGCCAAAGCCAUCAGUUUCAUGGAGAAAAAAUGGCAACAAAUUAGAGCUGUCCGAGAGGAUAUUACAACAUCCAGGUGGAACUUUAGAAAUUCGAAGGACAGAAAGAAAAGAUACCGGAACUUACCAUUGUGAAGCUGAGUCAGCUGGCAUUAAACGAAGCUCGUCACCAGCAAUUCUCGAUGUUCUGGAACCUCCUAAAUUUGUAAUGACUCCUAAAAAUAAGAAAGUAGAAGAAGAAGGCACUGUAGAAUUUAAAUGUAGCGCUGUCGGUGAGCCAAAGCCAACAAUAUUCUGGUCAAAAAAAGGUAGUAAGAUGCCGCCUGAAUCAAGGAGGGAAUUACUCAGUGAUAAUAGCUUGAGGAUAAUAAGGGCUCAGAGGGAGGAUAGUGGACGUUACGCAUGUCAGAUUAAGAACAGUGUCGGUUCGAAGUUUCAUUAUGCAACUUUAGAAGUUGAAUCCAAACCUUCCUUCCUCACUACACCUAUGGCAAAGACAGUGCGUGAGAAUGACGAAGUUACAUUUCAAUGCGAAGUGGACGGUUAUCCAAAGCCAACUGUGUUCUGGAGUAGAGACAACGAUCAAAGUCGUCUUAUGUUUCCCACAAAGAGAUACGGGAGAUAUUUCGUAGACGUUAGGGGCUCUCUUAUAAUUCGCAAUGUUAAGCCGGAAGACGCAGGAAUACACUCGUGCCAGGCUUACUCAUCAGCCGGAUCAGCUAUAGCAAAAGCAAAAUUAACUGUUGUUAGAAACCGUAAUGGACAUAGGUUACCGCCUACAAUUACUCAGGGUCCUCAGAAUCAGGUUGUACCCGUCGGUCAAACUGCAGAGUUGAUUUGCAGGACCGAAAGCACUCCAGCUCCACAGAUCAAAUGGCUUAAGAAAAAUAAACUUCUAAAAGGUAAUAAGAGAAUAAAAAUCCUUUCUUCCGGCACGCUUCAGAUCAACGAUAUUCGUUUGAUUGACUCUGCUAAGUAUACUUGUGUUGUUUCUAAUGAGAAUGGUGCAUCUACUUGGAACGCUACUAUCAAAGUUCACAAAAGAUUCUCGUCAAGAACAAAUGUUGUUUUUAAUAAGACACCUGAACCAUCAACUUUUCCAGGCACUCCCCAUAAGCCUAUACCUACACAUAUUACAGAAACGUCCGUAACGUUAAAUUGGAGGGUAAAUUCGAGUUUUGGAGCCAGUCCUAUAAAUGGCUCAAUUAUUGACUACUUUUCACCAACUGCCACAGAUGGUUGGAUAGCUAUAGAUGUACCAGGAAAAAAGAGUAGUUAUGUGAUAACUGAUUUAAAGCCUGGUAAAAUGUAUUACUUUAUUGUUCGUUCUAAAAAUGCUCAUGGAGUGAGUAAGCCUUCGGAAGUUAGCGAUCCAAUAAAGACUCGAGGACGAGAUUUAAUGAAUGAAAAAAAUAAGCAGGAAAUGGACAGAGUAGUUACAAAAUUACUGGCGAAGAAGAUAAUUAACAAAGUCCGAGCAAAGGCCACUGGUUCGAAUACAAUUCGAGUUGAAUGGACCGUUAAGGGUAAAGCAAAGCGCUAUAUAGAUGGUUAUCAUGUUCGCUUUAAAGUCUAUUCUCAGAACUAUAAUUACGACAUAUCACAACAUGACCACACUCAUACAAGUAAUGAAUUAGAUGGAGAAGUAAUGGUGAGAAACGGAAAGACCUCUACAGUUCUAAAGAAUCUUGAGGAGGGUACACUGUAUAAAGUUUCAGUGCAAGCUUUUCAUGGACAAAUCCACAGCCAAUAUUCCGAUUCCGUUAGCGCUAAAACUCAUUCUCGUAGACCCUCAUCUGGACCAACCAACGUUCGUGCAAGAAUGAAUAGCAAUAAUACCAUGAAUGUAUAUUGGCAGCCACCACCUCCCCUGCAUAGAAAUGGAGAUAUAACGGGGUAUAAAAUCUAUAUAUUUGGGAAUGGGUCUGACGAUACGCAAUCCGUUUUGGUGCCUGGAGAUCAAGAUAGAACAAUAGUUGCUCGAGUCCAAUCCGAUAGAAUUUACAAAUUGCAAAUGUCUGCCGAAAACGAAGCAGGGGAGGGAGAAAAAACGAAAGCAAUUGAAGUCGGCAUUGUACCCAACGUUUAUAAAAGCCUAUUAAAGGAACCAUGGUUUAUAGCAACACUAAUUGGAACUUUGGGAGGUGUUUUGUGGUUGACCUUAUGCAUAUUUAGUAUUUGGUUGUAUAGAAAGAGGAGAGAGAGAAAGAAAAUGGGUAAAAGCGGCGUAAUGACGAUUCCGGUUCAUAAGGUGGACGAUGUCAACUGCAGAUACACGAACCAGAGGGCACCUGCAUCGCCGAAUAGUUUCCGAAAGCAUCCGAUGACGCCGAAACUUGGUCCUCGCAUGAAUGGUCAUUUUGACAAGCCUUGCGGCCACGACUUUCAUUGUGAUUGUUCGAUUCCGUUUAAUCACUUUAACCAAAUGCCUCCGGAUAUCACGAAUAAUACUCUAAACGAAGCGAAGGAAGCGGAACAAGAGAAUAUUUACAGUUGCCCAGCGGAGGCCUAUGCUCCUCCACCCAUGCCUAUGCCCUCAUCUCAACACAAUACUCCAAGUAUGAAAAGCUUCUAUAAGCCACCAGCGCCCCCCAGAGGGGAAUCUGUUGUGCCGUACGCUACUUCAAUGCUGCAUGGCACGCCAAGAACGGAUCAUAUAUCGGCUUUCCGCCCUCUUCCAGGGCAAAUGUCAGACCAUUCUACUGGGGAUGAGAUGACGUCAUUGCUAGCUCAACCAGGUGGUGGGGAUCACGGUAUACCAGCACCAAUACCAAUUGGACCGAUCAUGAACAUUCAAAAUAUCAUACCCCCGCCUCAGGAACCACCUCCUUCAGAGAUGGGAACUCCACCUGAAGGGAGAGGUACACCCAUUAGCGUCCAGUAUUCAACUCCUCCAUGGAUUGGUCAGAUGAGCCAACAUCCACAAGUUCAGAUGGCGCUUACAAGAACUUUAUAUUCACCCCGUUGUGUGUCAGAGCCUGAAGGGCCAACGAGCCGUCAUAGAACACCUAGAUACUAUAGCGAGCCGGAAACACCACCUUCGCCUCCUAUUCGUAAUACAGCUAUUCAGUCACCGCCGAGUCCGGUAAAAGAGAUUUACAAACCAGAGAGGCUGGAGGAAGAGCCAGCUUGCGGAGAUGAUUCUGAUUUGGAUGUAGCAGCUUCUUCUGUUGCCGAAUGCUCUCCCAGCAGACUGUCAAUAUCAAGUUCCAGUUCCGGACAAAUAUCAGAUGCUAGUUAUUUAACACACGAUGCUGAGGCUGAUUUCGCACAAGCAGUUGCUCGAGCAACUGAAAUCACACAGGCCCUUCAAAAUGGACCUGUAAUCGUACCAACACCUCCACCUCCUGCUCCUAAACCAUGCUAUCACGAAGGUAUACCGUCUCCCGCACCAAAACCUAAUCAAAGACCCAGAUUGAGGGCACACAGUCCCCCGAGAGGAGACAGUACUGACGAUGCUUCCGUAGUUAUGACACCAGAUGCUCCUCGACAAAGACGGCCUAAACGUCCAAGGCGACCUCAGAACGGAAUUGGUACAGAUCAUGUUUGA
This is a messenger RNA of Dimorphilus gyrociliatus, 3667 nucleotides long. NCBI's taxonomy places the organism in Eukaryota, Metazoa, Annelida, Polychaeta, Dinophilidae. The record is from the annotation of a GenBank genome assembly.